AUGAGAUCUGUCUCAAGUCUCAGCACAUCUACUCUGUUGAGAUUGCAACCUUUGCAUACAAAUCAGUCGAAAGCUGAAGGUAACGUAGUUGUUUUAUGUAACCCGUUGACAUUACAGUUUAAUGUGUUCCCCAUCUUCCAAGAAUUUGGGUUGAAGGAAAAUCAUGUCGUUGUUUGUGAUCUUUUGCAUUUACCAACGAGCAAAGGAUUAAAAUUGAAGACCAAUUUUUAA
Messenger RNA from Clunio marinus, 231 nucleotides. Lineage: Eukaryota; Metazoa; Arthropoda; Insecta; Diptera; Chironomidae. The record is from the annotation of a GenBank genome assembly.